GGGCCUCCCUCUUUCAGCUUCGCGGGAGCCGAGAGAAUCCCGACCAAGAUGGCGGCCGUGGGGCGAGCCGGCUCCUUCAGCUCCUCGCCGCCGGCUCUGGCCACCGCCAACGGCUUCGCUCCAGCCACCUGCACGGGCAACGGCGACAAGGCCGAGGAAGACGAUGGACAGAACCUCUGGUCCUGCAUCCUCAGCGAGGUCUCCACCCGUUCACGCUCCAAGCUCCCGUCGGGCAAGAACGUCCUACUGCUAGGUGAAGACGGAGCUGGAAAAACAAGCUUGAUAGGGAGAAUCCAAGGAAGACCAGAGGAAUGCAAGAAAGGGAGAGGUGCUGAGUAUUUGUACUUGAGCGUUCAUGAUGAGGACAGAGAUGAUCAAACAAGAUGUAAUGUGUGGAUCUUAGAUGGAGACCUGUAUCACAAAGGACUCCUUAAAUUUGCAAUGGAAGCCAACUCUCUGAGAGACACUUUAGUUAUUCUGGUUGUUGACAUGUCAAAGCCUUGGACUGCUUUGGAUUCUUUACAAAAAUGGGCAAGUGUCGUGAGAGAACAUAUUGAUAAACUCAAAAUUCCUCCUGAGGAAAUGAAAGAAAUGGAACAGAAAUUGAUUAGAGAUUUCCAAGAAUAUGUAGAGCCAGGAGAAGAUUUCCCAGCAUCUCCACAGAGAAGAAGUACAUUACAGGAAGACAAAGAUGAUAGUGUCAUGUUACCUCUGGGUGCAGACACACUCACAUAUAACUUAGGCGUCCCAGUGCUCGUAGUUUGCACAAAGUGCGAUGCCAUUAGUGUAUUGGAAAAAGAACAUGAUUACAAAGAUGAACACUUCGACUUUAUUCAAUCACAUAUCCGGAAGUUUUGUUUACAGUAUGGUGCAGCACUUAUUUACACUUCAGUAAAGGAAAAUAAAAAUAUAGAUUUAGUAUAUAAGUACAUUGUUCAGAAAUUAUACGGAUUCCCUUUUAAGAUUCCUGCUGUUGUUGUGGAAAAAGAUGCAGUAUUUAUCCCAGCAGGAUGGGAUAAUGAUAAGAAAAUAGGAAUUUUACAUGAAAAUUUUCAAACGUUAAAAGCAGAAGAUAGUUUUGAAGAUAUUAUAACCAAACCACCUGUCCGAAAGUUUGUUCACGAGAAGGAGAUUGUAGCAGAAGAUGACCAAGUAUUUCUUAUGAAGCAGCAGUCCCAGUUAGCAAAGCAACCACCGACAGCAGCUGGACGGCCAGUGGAUUCCUCUCCACGAGUUCCUGGUGGUUCCCCUCGAACACCUAAUAGAGCAGUGUCAUCCAAUGUGGCCAGCGUGUCGCCCAUCCCUGCUGGGUCCAAAAAAAUUGAUCCAAAUAUGAAAGCUGGUGCUACAAGUGAAGGGGUACUCGCUAAUUUCUUCAAUAGCUUGCUGAGUAAAAAAACAGGCUCCCCUGGGGGCCCUGGCGUUGGUAGCAGCAGCCCUGGAGGUGGUGGGGGCAGUGGCGGCGGCAGUUUACCAUCGUCGGCAAAAAAAUCAGGCCAGAAACCUGUCUUGACAGAUGUUCAGGCAGAAUUGGACAGAAUUUCACGAAAACCUGAUAUGGUUUCCCCCACAACACCAACGUCCCCAACAGAAGGAGAAGCAUCUUGAAGAUACCAAAUAAAGCCAUUUAUUCAGUUUUCUGAGAUAAUGUAAACUUGUCUCUGCCUUUUCCUUCAAAAGUGGAAGUAGGGAGCUGAAACAUUUUUUUUCAGAAGGAUAAAAUUGCUGUCUUUUUUGUUGCCCAACUUUACAAAAAGGGACCUGUACAAAUGGAAAAUUAAACUAGACUAUGUUGGACUCCUGUGUGCAUUGCCACUUUGCAUAAGGAAGUAAUUUUGAGAUUUUGAAAACUCAAAAUAAUUUCUAAAACUGCAAUCUGUCCAUUUGAUCUUAUUCUAACCACCAUUUGGGGUUUGUUUUUGUUUUGCUUCAUUUUUUAAAUGGGAGGGUUUGGGAGGUAAGCAAUAUGCAACUGGGCACCAGACAGACUCAGAAAUCCCUGCCUGUUUUAGAGUUAGGGUUGUUAAGAUGGUUAAGAUGGUAAAUGAAUUAACCUGUUAGUUUUCUUGGAAGACAGAUAAUCAUUUUGUUCACUCUUUUGUGCACCAACAUGAAUGAAUUCAGAUUCUGUUUACUGCCACGUGUGGAAUGUGCUCACAAAGCUCCUGGAUCUCAUUUGGACCACUAAGUUCUAUCGAAAGUUGUGGGACAGCGUCAUCUCCCAAGUAGAUGGAUGACCUAGGGAAAUGUUGACCAAGUUUGAUUUAAUUAACUAGCAGAAGAAGACAGCCCACUGCCUAAUAUGUAAUAAAGAAAAAUGCAGAGGUUAUCAAAAUGAAAAGAAAAACAAUUUACAUAUUUGUUUCUCUGUGGCCCAGCCUUAAUACUUACUUUAUGUUUUCCAUAUUACCAUGAUGGUUUCAAUUAUCAGUCUUUUAAACUGUAAUCAGUUAAUAAAGUAUUUAUUCUCUGCAUUCAGAUUUAAAUAAUUCUUUGCAUUCUCUUUGUGUAAAUUUGUAUUUAUUAAUUAAAAGCUAAGGUUGGCCAGUAUUUUUACUUGUUUGACUCGGUAGGAUUAUUGAGCAUACCUAUAUUUUCCCCUCUCUUCAUCCAAAUUUUCCCAAGACAAAAACAGUUCAAUUUACUGUCAACUUCCUUGAUUUUGUAUACCAAGGAAAUAAUCAGGAACGGUGUAUGGUUUGUUUGCUUUUGAUGAGCUCGCUUCCUCAAGGAUGGAAAAUUUCCACACCCCAGAACCUUCUGUCAGCAUCCAGCCUCAGAUUAUUUAACAGGAGAAGCUGCUUUUAACACUUGGUCAAUAUGCUCAUAGUGACCAACUCCCUUCCUGAUCAACACAUGUCAUUUCUCCAAUAUUUUAAUUUUGUUCCCCAGUUGUUGUUUUUCAGUAGCUGGGAUUUUAGAGUCUAAUUAUAAUACCAUUAAAUCAGAAGACCUUUUCAUUGAUCAGUUGGCAAAUACAGCCAUGGUAUUUUACCAACUUAAGCCAAGUCAGGUGAUUUUAAAAAAAAAAAUUGUUUGUUUUCCUUUAAAUGAGAUCGCAAUUUUUUAAGCUUAAAAAAUAUCCUCUAUAUUCCUAAGACAUUCUUUAGAAGGCCCUGAAGCAUUUAAGGAAAAUCAAUCAUAUCUAAGCAAAGUCAUUUUUCAAGAGAUCUUUCAAAAUCAAUUUAGUCAUAGAAAAAGCAUGUUGGUUUCCUGUACCUCUGAUUUGAGCAUAAAUACUGAAGGCGUGGUGAGAAGAGAAGCUUUCUAGCUUCCUACAUAAAGGAGUACUUGGGGGGAAAAGGACGUUCCUUCACACUGAAAAGUCAAUUUGAAAAAAUUUUCUUAAAAUAUGCUUGAGCUAUGUAAAACAUACCAUUGACAGAAGAAUUCAGCACAAUAAGGGGUUAUGGAAAUAUAUUGUAAUGAUACCAAAAGAGAACGCCAUGGAAUGAAUGGGAAGACCAAUAAAAUCAAUGCCCAAUCUGUGUCUCUGAGUGCCUAGAAUAUCUGUUUCUGUGUUGGCGUGCACAGAAUGAUGAGUCGUUUCCUAGCCGGCAUGGAAAUGUACCAGAAAGCUCUCGGACCGAGUCCAUUUGUUAUUGUAUUGACUGGCAUCACUGAGGCUAGUUUCUCUAGAGCAGAGGUAUCAGACAUGGCUCCGACCAAAUUAAAAUGUAAUUGGAAAAUACUUAAUAAAAUGAAU
Messenger RNA from Gracilinanus agilis (Agile Gracile Mouse Opossum), 3706 nucleotides. It is a transcript of the gene DYNC1LI1, whose product is annotated as dynein cytoplasmic 1 light intermediate chain 1. Gene Ontology annotation, cellular component: centrosome; cytoplasmic dynein complex. NCBI's taxonomy places the organism in Eukaryota, Metazoa, Chordata, Mammalia, Didelphimorphia, Didelphidae. The coding region runs from base 49 to 1608 and encodes 519 amino acids. The transcript is spliced from 13 exons. Gene Ontology annotation, biological process: microtubule-based movement; microtubule cytoskeleton organization. The record is from RefSeq and is a predicted model, not a curated record. Gene Ontology annotation, molecular function: dynein heavy chain binding.